GGUCAAGGUAUCCAUCAUGGCGUCUGCCUGUGCGUUGCAUUGGGUACCUGAUUCGUUGUAUAAUACAGCCGUUUCAGCUAUCGUAGCUUCAUAUCCAAGGGGCAGAAGGGAUUUAAAGGUUCUACCAGAAAAUGUGCAGUUUGAUAUAUAUUAUAAGCUCUACAGUAAGGGAAGACUCUGUCAGUUGGGAAUGGAAUUUAGUGAUUUAGAUACAUUUGCCAAAGUCUUAAAAGUCAAUGACAAAAGACACCUUCUACACCACUGUUUUCAAGCAUUGAUGGAUCAUGGGUUACGGGCAUCGGGAAUCUUGGCUGAUUCUUUUGUUGUUCGUUUGUCAGAAAUAAUGAAGAAAGAUCAGUACACAAAAAUCAGAUAUCUGCAGCUUGGAUUUAAUUUAGGUGGCUUUCUCAGUGAUGCAGGCUGGUUUCAAGACAGUGAGCGUGUGUACAAGGCAUGUGCGGAAGUGUGUCAGGCGGAGACAGAUACUGGCAGUUUGUGUAGAGCUUUAGAAUGCAGUGUCAGAUUACUGCAUGUACAGAAUGCCAACUGUAAGUAUAGAGAGGCCGACCAGACCUGCAGGGAAGCAUUCCGCCUGAUGGAGAUUCUGGCGCAGCAUGGGAUAACAGUCAGCAAGUCAGCUCUCUACACAGAAUGCUGUGCUUUGCUGUUUGCUGAAAGUCAGUACGAUGAGGCUUACAAGUAUUGUACACUGGCUCUACAUGAACUGGCUCCCUCUUUGUCUCAUAAGGCUGUGGUGGAUGUGUUGCGGCAGUGUUCCAAGGCAUGUGUAGUAAAGAGAGAGUUUGAAAAGGCAGAAGUUCUUAUCAAACAAGCAGUUGCAUAUGCAAGGGAGCAUUUUGGAAGCCAUCACCCCAAGUAUUCUGAUGCUCUUCUUGACUAUGGUUUCUAUCUACUCAAUGUAGAUUCAAUACCUGGGUCUGUUUGUGUGUACCAGAUUGCUCUAGACAUCCGACAGGCUGUGUUUGGUGGUAACAACCUGUAUGUGGCCAUUGCCCAUGAAGACCUUGCGUAUGCGUCCUAUGUCGAGCAGUACAGUUCGGGCAGGUUCCAGAAGGCAAAUUUUCUUUUUUGCAGAGAUCAUGCUGAAAAGGCGAUUGAGAUUUUGUGCAAUAUUCUUCCAAUAGAUCAUUUAUUACUUUCCUCUUCAAAAAGAGUCAAAGCUCUGAUCCUGGAGGAGAUUGCCAUUGACAGCCAUAACAAGAAGAUGGAGGACCAGCUCCUGCAUGAGGCCCAGGACCUUCACCUACAGUCUCUAGAACUGGCCAAGAAGGCCUUCGGGGAAAACAAUGUCCAGACAGCCAAACACUAUGGCAACCUAGGCAGAUUGUAUCAGUCCAUGCACAGAUACAAGGAAGCGGAGGAGAUGCACCUGAAGGCUAUAGAGAUCAAAGAACGGCUGCUGGGGCCAGAGGACUAUGAGGUGGCACUGUCUGUUGGACAUCUUGCCUCAUUGUACAACUACGAUAUGGAGAAAUUUGAUGAGGCAGAAAAACUCUAUCUACGUUCAAUAGCAAUAGGUCAGAAAUUAUUUGGCGAGGGCUACAGCGGUCUGGAAUAUGACUACCGUGGACUGCUGCGUCUGUACCACAAUGUAGGUAAACAACAGCUGGCUUUACACUAUAGUAACAUCCUACAGCGGUGGAACCACAUACGGGACUCACACAACAUGGAGGAAGUGAAACCUUUGGACUACACUGUCACACAGUCUAUACACCAGAUUAUUGAUGCCUACUUCUGAUGUAAUGUGUAGUUGAUGUUUUCUGUCAGUCACUGCCAGGACUCGGACGAUGUUAGUGAAAGGAUACAUUGAGCUGGCAGCAUGUUUCUGUGAUAGACAGGAUGGUGUGCCACAAGAUGGAGAUUUGUCUCUGAAGCUCACAGCUCAGUGGGAGAUGUGAUGACCUUGUGAUAGACAACAGGAUCAGAUGUCUGUAGAGGGAUUUCUUUGCAGUAUGUCCGAUGGAAAUUGGUGGAUAAUGAAGGGAUCACUGUAGCUAAGCCUACUGUAUUGGUGACGAUGGGCUGUGAUGGUGACAGCUGCUAUUCUUCAGUGAUACCAGGUGGCAGGUGCCCCUUUAUCAAGUCGUCAGUAAUGCUGCGUGUUGGAGAGCUCAUGAACCUUGAUUCUAGGUACAACGAAUGGAAGUCAUGAGGGUAACAACACAAUGUUGACACUGCUGGAAUGACAGCAUCUAGAACUAUCUGAGUGUUACUUGGAACAUACCUUGUGAUAUGACACAUGUAUUUAUUGAUUGUAGUGUUCCAUGUUAUAUAUGAUCACAGAAGUGAUGAAGAUGAAGCUCAAGGGGAGAUAACUCAUUACAACCGAGUUAUGGAAGUUGGAGAGAACCUUAUCUGAAGUAUAUGUCAAAAUGACUAGGGCAUUGAUCUAUGUUCCAUUUCACACUGAACUUGCAGCUAUGUGUGUUUGUGUGUCAAAGCUGUUAGAAGGACAAUGUUCAGAUUCUGAGCAUAUUACAGCUAUUUUUUCUAAUGGUUGACAAGCAUGGACGAUGAAUAAAAACUCAUAAUAUAUUAAUCAUGUUCAAAGGAAAUGAGUUACGAAAUGUAUUAGAACAUGUUUACUUGAAUCAUGUACAUUACGAUCACAAAUAAUCUAAUUGCCAAUGAAGGGACUGCAUGAUGUUGCUUCGUACAUUAUAUUAAUGUAAUGUUCACCAUAUUUCUCUCAUCUGUUCUUUAUAUUUAUAAUUUAUUCUUUGUUUUAUUUUACUUAUGAUUUAGCAUACAUUUGACACCUCGCCUAGUGUUUUGUGCUGAUGUUUUGAUGACAUCAAAGCUGAGUAGAAAGUCAGGAAUUUGGGUGUACAGGUUGGCAGCAGGCCACGUAUGCUUUGUAGUGCUGUAGAUUUUGUUAAUAAUUUUAUUUUCAAUGUUUAUACCAUAAUGUUCAGACACAGUAAUCAUCUUGCUGAGUCAACACUUUCACUCAUCAUUGUCAUAUUCUUGUAUGAUUUGGUUGCCCGGACUGCAAGUAUGUUACUUUUGAAUCACAUCGGCAUUGAUUAAACUGGCAGAAGGGUUACAAACAGGAACUGGAUAAGCAAUGAUAAGUCAAUUAUUUGGAUAGUACAUACAUCAGAUUUUGAUGACCUUUUUCUUGAUAAGUACUGAGGAAUUUGGAACCUUUUGGAUGCGCCGGACAUGCUGGAGCAGUAGUCGUUAAUGGCAUUGCAAUUCGUAUCCUAUGGUCAUGGGUUCGAAUCACAGUUUCGCCCUGGUAAUGAUCCUAGGUUUGUCAGUACAAUACCCAUGCUUGUGAGUUUCACAAGAUUGGUAACCAUGGUGACUGUCUCAAGACCUACAUCACCAUGAUGACUUCAGACUUUGUCCUGGAUAAACCUGACUCGCAGUGAUAAAAAUGAAACCCACUCACUCAUGCCAGUGUUUUUCUGAAAACAUGUUUAGAACAUGUCUGACUGAGCUGUUCAGGGGAAGUGGGGUAGCCUAGUGGUUAAAGCGUUCACUUGUCAUGCUGAAGGCUUGGGUUCAAUUCCACAUGGGUACAAUGUGUGAAGCCCAUUUUCUGGUCUCUCCUGCAGUGAUAUUGCUCGACUAUUGCUCGACUAUUGCUCAAAGAGGGGUAAAAUUCUACUCACUCUCUGAGCUGUUCAGCCCACCAAAAUUAAGCCCAUUGGCUACUUGGGAAUAGGAUUCUAUGUAUAUGCCAAGGGCUUCCAGUUAUUCCUGAGAGUGUCUGUGGGAUCCCUGUUAUAAAUGUACACACACAAGAAUAAAACCUUGUUUGUUUUACAGACUGAAACCUAAUCAAGUCUGCUACCUUAUGAUGUAUGUUUUGUUGGUCCUGGGAAUGUUACAAGUUAAAGCAAGAUAUUGUUUGUUGAAACAACACGCGGAAAUAAAGGUGUCCCCAAAUCAUGCAGUUA
This is a messenger RNA of Haliotis rufescens (red abalone), 3929 nucleotides long. Its product is annotated as amyloid protein-binding protein 2-like. Gene Ontology annotation, biological process: intracellular protein transport. NCBI's taxonomy places the organism in Eukaryota, Metazoa, Mollusca, Gastropoda, Lepetellida, Haliotidae. Gene Ontology annotation, molecular function: protein binding. Bases 17 to 1759 code for a protein of 580 amino acids. The record is from RefSeq and is a predicted model, not a curated record. The transcript has 13 exons.